UGUGUUGCGGCAGCGACCCGGAGAGAGAGAUCGAGGAGUCGGGGGAGCCGGGUGGGAAUUUGGGCAUUGGCAGCCAUCCGGUCUCAGGGGCAGACUGGAGCUGCCACCGUUACCCCAGCCCUAUGAAUUACAGCAGCAUGCUUGAGAUCUUAUCUCCUACCUCUACCAUACCAGUUGACUUCACUAUGCAGCUCUACCUUCCUUCUCAAUUCAAGCAACGGAACUGCACCCGAAAGAGAACACUGAGAGUAACGCAGCCACUUCGGCCGUGCAUCCAGCUUCGGCUUGGUGAAGAUACACCAGCCGAGAAGCGCAGAAGCAAGGAGCAGAAACGUGUUUCCUUUGCUGACAGCAAGGGCUUACCUCUGACUGCAGUUAAGUUCUUUGAUUUGCACAGCCUAGAUUUUUCCGUCAACGUUGAUGAGUUGAUCAGUAGUUUAGUGGAUCUAAAGACAGAAGAUGGAAACAGCCUGCUCUUGGACUUUGCACAGCCCACUUCCGAUUUCCUGGAUUUCAAGAACCGUUUGGAAGCUGACUUUGUUUGCCUUGAGAACUGCCUGCUGCAGGAGGGUAAGAUCAUGGGGACUAUCAAAGUGAAAAAUAUUGCUUUUGAGAAGUCUUUGAAAGUUAGGAUAACAUUUGACACCUGGAAAACCUUUCAGGACCAUGAUUGCUGCUAUGUCCAAGAUUCUUAUGGUGGCUCGGAUAGAGACACUUUCACGUUCAAGGUGUGCUUGCCAGUAUACAUUGCGCCACAUGAAAGAAUAGAGUUUGCCAUCUGUUAUGAAUGUGGAGGGAAGAUCUUUUGGGAUAAUAACAAAGGGGAAAAUUACAGGUUGAUCCGAUCAGAGCUGAAACACACUCCGGAGAUGGGCAAAUCAAAUCAGUCACUGGAUGCCUUGUUAACAGGUUCUAACCAAAUGUCAGGUUAUGGAAUUGAGUUUGAUUGCUUUGGUGGGCUCAGAUGCUCCUAUGGUGUAUUCCCUGAAUGGCCCAGCUAUGCCGGUUAUGACAAAACUGGACCAUAUUACUGAGCAAUUUACUUGGUUUUAAGUAUACAUAUGCUGGGUUAUAGUAAGGCAGCUGCAGGUUAUAACCAUUAAUAUGUGUUCUGCCAGCAUGUCCAAAACUUGCUCAUUUAAUAAAUCUGUUGUGUCAGUAUGCAAAUGUGUGCUGCAAAUCAGAAUGAGUGCCUUCUGCAGAUUACAGAAUCGAAUUCCAAGCACUAAACUUUGGGAUUCUGUGUGCCAAGUUUUAUAAUUGAUCUGUGACGCUGAUCAAUUCAAGGAUUCCUUUCAAUUACUGUACCUCUGAUUCUUCCUGACUCUUCCGAACAGCUUCAAAGUAUUUGAAGAAGCUAUUAUUGUGCAAUUUUGAACACUUGGAACAAAGUUGUGGUUAUUGUAAUGGAGCUGUCACAUCUGAAACUGUGCUGGUCACUACAAACGUGCCUAGAUGUCUAAGCUACUGAUCUUUUUCAGUUAUUCAUUUUGCAAAGUAAUAAAACUUUCCUUGUUUUAACCUGCUUACAGGUUUGGCUUUUGAGCAAAGAUAAGUCUAGUGGCUGCUUAUUUUUGUAAAUACAAUCCACUGCAGAGUUGUGUACAUUCUAGUCAAUGGAUGUGACAGCAAACUGGUUUGAUCAGUUUUAACUAUCUGGGGGGUAAAGGUUGAACACAUUCAUAGACAUGUAGAAAUUUUGCAAUGGAUGAUCAUAUUAAUUAUUUCUUGCAUUCACAGAAGUAAUUUGAACUAUGUUUUUAAAAUCCUGCACAUUAUAGAAGAGGAUUUUUAUGAAGAAAUAUUUUAUUGAUUGCUGUUUGUGUGUUGUUUUAAUUAGUGGAUUAUUCUGAAAUUGGGAGGAGCUUGCUGUGAGCACCAAUGACUGUUUCUGUUGUGAAUCAUUUAGACUACUUGCUAAACCUGAGCCUAUGUAACUCUCUGAAUUAUCAUGAGCAAGCAAGAAUAUGCAUCAUUGUGAUGACCUGAAGGGAUGGAUUAAAAUGCAGCUCCUUUGCACCCCUAAAAUUUCAUGCCCAAGUGACUGUGCAGCAAACACGUGAGAAGAAUGUGCUGAGACACAGGAAGAUGAACAUUGCAUCCCCUGAAGGGUGCUGUCCAUGACAACCACUUCCCAACAGCAAGAAUCAGUGAGGCGCCUGGGCCCAGUCACGUUGUCACUGAGAAAGCUGUCCAAGAGCCCCAACUAGUGCUUCUGAGCGAGUUGACGUGAAGGUCAGUCUGCAGCAGACCCUUGAGCUCUAAUCUUCUGCAGUGAAGGAUUUCAUUGAAAGGCCUAGAUAGUGAAUUCAGAGAAAAUAGGGUCUUAAAAAAUACACAAGGCCUUUCUUCAUAUUAAAUGGCAGAGCAGAUUUGAUAGGCUUGGUGGCCUAAUUCUGCUCCUAUAGUUUAUGGUCUUAUAGUAUUAGCACUUUACUUAUCUUUUGGCUUCAUUGCACACUGACACAGAUGAUGCAUUUCACUGUGUGUUUCGAUGGACAUGUGACCAAUACAGCUAACCUUUGAACCUCCGCAGUUGAGCACUGUCCAAUGAUUCUACUGCCCAUUUUGCAUCCAAACAAGACCUACCUUUUGACUUUUACCUUGCAGCAUCAGCUCUUUGCCAUUUAAUCUCCUUCCACCCAACCACAGGCCUUCCCUCUAGGUCUUUCCACUUCUCCCUUUUUCUAUAAAAUGUAAUUAUUUCCUCUUGCAGCCUUGAUAGGUCAUUGAUCUGAAUCACUAACCAUUCCUUGCAUUAGGGUUCUAACCCUAACCAUUCCUUGCUCUGCAGAUACCACUCGACCUCAGAGGAUUUCCAGCAUUUUGUUUUCAAAAUGUGUCUGCCCCCAAUUCCACAGCUUCUGAAGCUUGUAAAAUGCAAUGUGAUUUCAAUCCAAUUUAGUGCAGUGAUUAUCUGUGACAGUUCAUGGCUUCUUACAGUGCAUAUUAACAGUUCCAUCAUCCUUUGCCUACAUAAAUCUCAUAACACUUAGGUAGGUCUUGGAACGACAACAGAAUAGCUUGAAUUCUUUCUUUACAUAAAUCUCUUAACACUUAGGUAGGUCUUGGAACGACAACAGAAUGGUUUGAAUUCUUUCUUUAGGUGCAACACUCUAGGCAUUCAGCUAGUGCUUUAGGGAAUAUGUUACUCAAGGCUUUCCUUAUUUCCUAAAGAUGCAAAAUGUUUGCUUUGGCUGAGAAUUUCAGAAAUUAUGACCUUUUUAUCUUUUCCAGCAAUGUCAUAAAAUCUUAGAGUUAUAACAUUGUUGAUGCAAAAGAGACCGUAAGGUUCUUGUCAGCUUGAGUAGAGUAAUACUAUCCAUUUCAUUCUUCACUCCUUCCCACUGUGCUAAUUGUUCUCAAGUUCACCAUUGAUUCCACUUCCUUCAUCUCUCCAGAUCUUGCUUUCACAUUCCCACUUGCAUCUUAUCCCAAGGUGUUAAAUCCAUUCUCCUAGUUGUGGAACCCUGCGCUAAGUCGUAACAUUACCUUCUCUGUAAAUCAGUCACUUGGUUAAAUUCCUUCUCACCCAUUUUUGCUCCAAGAAUAACAAUCCUAGCUUCUGCAGUUGAAUCUAAUAGCAGAAAUUUCUCAACCCUAGAACCAUUCGUUCCUAUGCCCUCUCAGAGAUUGUUAUAUCCUUCUGAAAGAAUAAUUGAUGGCAAUAUUGAAGUUGUGGUCAGUCCUAGUAGUUGCACAAAUUUCAUAUCAUAUAUCUACCAUUGUACACUUCUGUGGAUCCCAGGAUGCUAUAUGCACUUCCACUUAAACAGAUUUAUGUAAAUGUCCUCAAUGCUACACUCUUUACCUGUAGAUCUUAAUUCCAACCCUCUUCCCUAAUACAAUUUUAUUUUGAAAGUUGUAGAUCAUUAUUGGAUAAUCUUGCCUCUGCAGAGCUGGUACUUGCAUUUAAGCUAUGGUGGGUAGAGAAGUUUUCUAACUUCAUUUAGGCAUGUGGGUUUGGUCAAUCUGUCACCCAGGAGAGACUUGUAUUAAUUAUUUACCCUCCUUUUAAUUUAAAAGGAGUCUUAAAAAGGCUCGGCCAUGAAGAAAAAUAUAUUAGACCUUCUGCAGAUGAAAGAGGCUGAUACUUUUUGUUUAGUAAGUUACAGGAGACAUGAGCCAAGUUGCAAAAGGAAUACAAUCCAGUUAAUUGUUGAGUUGGCCCAAGGGGGCAGAAUGGCCUCUGAUAUCCAUGGGUAUAUGUACUUUGUGGCUGUUGUACAAUUUCGAUGACCACUGGCCUGUGAACAAUAUUGUCUUUGUACUUUAUACAAUAAAAAUUGUCUUCAAGUCAAAUUCUUCACUUGUAUCUUUUUCUGACUCAAAAUUGCCUUUUAAACCUGGUUUCCUACCUGGCUGGGCAGAUUUCAUUUUGAAAUUACUGCAUUAAAUGUACAGGGAUUUGGGAGAAGAAAGAUGGCAGGCAGAUAAAAACGAUAAUCAAGACAAAGCUGAUGCAAGUGUGGAUAUUUGCUUCCUGUGCCAGGGAGCUUUCUAAACACAGCAGUUGCCACUUAUAAGGGUCAAACAAUUUAAGUUAAACUUAGCACUAAAUUCAUCAAAUAGCGCUCUUCAAUUCUUACUGUAAUUGAAGUUGGAAGGGCAGCUUUGCAAACAUACAAAUUGUCUGUAGAAAUCAGGAUGAUAGGUUACUGCACCUGUCUUACUGCUGAAGAGGUGCAGCAUAAGACAUUGCGUUAUUAUUUAGCUUUUCUUAAAAAAAACACAAUGCUGGGUAAGUUGUUUAGUUCAGCUAUACAACUUAGUGCAGACCAGAUGGAGACAAUCACUUAGUAUAUCAAUGACUGAUCUAUUAAUGCAUUGGAAAAUUUAUGUACUCAGGGAAGUCAGCUUCACAGCAUUAAUUGUGGGUACUUGGGAUUUGUGUCUCCAAGAAGCUUUGAAACCAAUUGUGUUGAAAGUUAUCUGAAAGAAUAUGAAAUGUGUCAAUCACCCAUGUGGUAAAGGCACUGUAAAUAGACAAAGGGUCUCGGCCCAAGACUGCACCUUUCAACGGAUGCUGCCCGACCUGCUGAGUUCAUCCAGCUUGUUUGUACUGUAAAUAGAGAAGUUCAGGAUCAGGAAUGGGGUAAGGAACAUUAAGAAGCAUUAAAGAACACAGAGGUAACAAGUCCAUUCCAAUGCCUUCAAUUUUUGCGACAUCUUUGUUAUGUCUUUUUAGAUUAUAAAGAUCGUACCUGUGUUUUGGAAAUCCUUUGUUUUACAAAUUGUUUGAAAUUUAGAAAUCUUUUAUAAGAUGGAGAUCCUCAGUGAGUUUUAAAUGUGUUUUAGUGAUGUUGUUUGGUUUUAAAAGUGUAUCACUAAAAAUAAAUGAA
Messenger RNA from Hypanus sabinus (Atlantic stingray), 5342 nucleotides. It is a transcript of the gene ppp1r3b, whose product is annotated as protein phosphatase 1, regulatory subunit 3B. The transcript is spliced from 2 exons. Gene Ontology annotation, molecular function: glycogen binding; protein phosphatase 1 binding. The coding region runs from base 123 to 1034 and encodes 303 amino acids. Lineage: Eukaryota; Metazoa; Chordata; Chondrichthyes; Myliobatiformes; Dasyatidae. Gene Ontology annotation, cellular component: protein phosphatase type 1 complex. The record is from RefSeq and is a predicted model, not a curated record. Gene Ontology annotation, biological process: regulation of glycogen biosynthetic process.